AUGGGUAGCAGCCAAGCCGCCGCUUCAUUCCUCACCAACAUAGCUCGUGCAGCUUUCAGCGUCGGAAUCGGAGCUACUGUUAUCAAUUCAUCGCUCUACACCGUCGACGGCGGCCAACGCGCCGUUCUAUUCGAUCGUUUCCGCGGCGUUAUCGAAGAUACCGUGGGGGAAGGGACUCAUUUCUUAAUUCCAUGGCUUCAGAAGCCCUUCAUAUUCGAUAUUCGCACUAGACCUCACACUUUCUCCUCUGUCUCAGGUACAAAGGAUCUGCAGAUGGUGAAUCUAACCUUGCGUGUGCUCUCCCGCCCGGAGGUUGGUCGCCUACCGGACAUUUUCAAAACUCUGGGGCUCGAAUAUGAUGAAAAAGUCCUUCCAUCAAUAGGAAAUGAGGUUUUGAAGGCUGUAGUUGCUCAAUUCAAUGCUGAUCAGCUGCUCACCGAUCGUCCCCAUGUUUCUGCCCUUGUACGAGAGAGUUUGAUACGUAGAGCAAAGGAUUUUAACAUUGUGCUGGAUGAUGUGGCUAUCACUCAUUUGUCAUAUGGUGCAGAAUUCUCAAAGGCUGUGGAGCAGAAGCAAGUGGCUCAGCAAGAGGCCGAGCGGUCUAAAUUUGUGGUUAUGAAAGCCGAGCAAGAGAGGAGAGCAGCUAUCAUUAGAGCUGAAGGCGAGAGUGAAUCUGCCAAGCUGAUUUCUGAAGCAACUGCAGCUGCAGGAAUGGGAUUGAUCGAACUCAGGAAGAUUGAGGCAGCUAAAGAUAAUGCGGCAAGCAUGUGCCGAAAUGGGAAUGUGGCCUAUUUGCCUAGCACCAACAAUAUGCUUCUUGGCGUCAAUCCUGGCCGUUGAUCAUUAGGACAUGAGAAAUGGCAGGGUCUUGAAGGGUUGGGUGUUUUGAACAUUGUGGUCAGUCUGUGUUUGUUUGUGUUUCCGAAAAUUUUAGUAUUUUAUUUCUGCAACAAUGCUUUGGUAAAAUGAGCUGUAUGAGCAAGAAGUGAACUUCGACGCUCUGCCCGCCCAGUCCAUAAGCCGGGAGUUGUUUCUUUUAACAAUACUUGUCGAAUCAUUUUUGUUUGCAAAUGCUAUCAUGCUAUGCUCUUCUGCAGUGUGCUAUAUGUUUUAUGAAACCCGAGACUGACAACUUUUGCAAGAUCAA
Andrographis paniculata is the source of this 1147-nucleotide messenger RNA. Its product is annotated as prohibitin-3, mitochondrial-like. The transcript is spliced from 3 exons. The record is from RefSeq and is a predicted model, not a curated record. Gene Ontology annotation, biological process: mitochondrion organization. The coding region runs from base 1 to 840 and encodes 279 amino acids. Lineage: Eukaryota; Viridiplantae; Streptophyta; Magnoliopsida; Lamiales; Acanthaceae. Gene Ontology annotation, cellular component: mitochondrion; membrane.